AUGUCGGAAUUUGUAUGCACGCCCAUCAUGGGCGUCAAGUUCGAGCUCACCUCACGCUAUUCGGAUCCAUUGCCUGUUGAGCUAGACGCCUUUGGGCUGAUAUGCUCUGCAAAAGAUCGCAUUCUAAACAAACUGGUCGCUGUGAAGAAAAUCACUAGACCGUUUGGUUCUUCUAUGCUCGCGAAGAGCGCGCUUCGUGAAGUGAAGCUUCUUCGAUAUAUGCGACAUGAAAAUAUAAUCGGUCUUGCCGACGUCUUUAUCUCUCCGCAAGAAGACUUGUAUAUUGUGACGGACCUAAUGUGGACCAACUUACAAGUCCUCAUCGCAAAAGGCCCCCUCCAUGGCGACUUUGCCAAAUGUUUUUUAUAUCAAAUCCUGCGUGGAUUAAAAUAUGUUCACUCGGCCGGCAUCAUCCACCGUGAUCUGAAGCCACAUAGUAUACUCAUUGAUGAGAACUGCGACUUGAGAAUAUGCGAUUUCGGCCAUGCUCGACUUCAAGACUUCAAAAUGACCGGAUACGUUGCAACGCGAUAUUACCGCGCUCCAGAGAUCAUGCUAAAUUGGCAAGAAUAUUCCGAAAAGAUGGAUAUCUGGGGCGCCGCAUGCAUUUUGGCAGAGAUGCUGAGAGGAACUCCGUUGUUUCCAGCUAACAGCCAUCCCGAUCAAUUCGCCCUUUUCGUUAACCUUCUAGGAAACCCGUCAGAACAUAUUGUGGACAAAAUUAAGAAUAAUAAUACGAGGGCUUUCGUCCAGUCUUUACCAAAGUGCGAGCGACGGCCAUUGACAGAAACAUUCCCUGAUAUGGAUCGUGAAGCCCUCGAUAUACUCGAAAAAAUGCUUUCUUUCGACGUUGACGAGCGUAUCAGUGCAGAGGUUGCACUCUCGCAUCCUUAUGUGGCAACGUACCACGACCCCACGGAUGAGCCGGUAGUAGACUUACAAUUCGACUGGCGUUUUGAUAACGCUGAAGUCAAUAUCGAGGCCUGGAAAACCGCAGUGUAA
Messenger RNA from Penicillium pulvis, 1002 nucleotides. RefSeq names its product mitogen-activated protein kinase Hog1. Gene Ontology annotation, molecular function: ATP binding; MAP kinase activity. Gene Ontology annotation, biological process: protein phosphorylation; osmosensory signaling pathway; stress-activated MAPK cascade. Gene Ontology annotation, cellular component: cytoplasm; nucleus. NCBI's taxonomy places the organism in Eukaryota, Fungi, Ascomycota, Eurotiomycetes, Eurotiales, Aspergillaceae. The transcript has 8 exons. The coding region runs from base 1 to 1002 and encodes 333 amino acids. The record is from RefSeq and is a predicted model, not a curated record.